Molecule: messenger RNA, 1964 nt
Organism: Anthonomus grandis grandis
Lineage: Eukaryota; Metazoa; Arthropoda; Insecta; Coleoptera; Curculionidae
Gene: mRpL37
Product: 39S ribosomal protein L37, mitochondrial
Exons: 6
Coding region: 443-1663 (406 amino acids)
Biological process (GO): translation
Cellular component (GO): ribosome; mitochondrion
Molecular function (GO): structural constituent of ribosome
Source: RefSeq, a predicted model, not a curated record
CUGUCACGUGCUGAUCAACUGUUACCAAUGAAAUUCUUAACGGAUUCGGGCUUCGUUCGCGUUAGAGGCUACAUUGAUUUCUGGAGGCAGUGUUUUUAACUCUUUCCCUCUAACCUCUUAUUGUUUGUGUGUACGUUGUUUAACGCCUUAGAUAGAAACAGAAUACGCCUAGAGGCCCAAUCAUAAGUUGUAUUUCCUUAUCAAAGAGUUACAGUGCAGCAAAGUAUCCUGAGACUCCUACAUGGUCCAGAGCCAGAUAAAGUAGGAUCUCACACAAAUCGGGCUGGCAAUUGCCUUGCAGCAGAGCCAUCAAGUCAACAAGAAGAAGAAGAAGAAGAAGAAAUUCUUAACCUAAUAUUUUAUUAUUAGUAGUAAAAUUUUAAGAUUCGUAGGUUAUCUAAAAAACACAAAACUUACUUAAAAGCCGUCCCUAAAUCCUAAAAUGCGUGUCACCCAAAUUCUCUUAAAACAACAUAUAGGGUGGCAUUUUCAAAAGCAUUGGCGAUUCCAAGGCAAACGAAGAGUGAAUGACACUGGAGCUGAGAAAGUUUUAAAAGAAAAAGGUAUUCCUGUGGAGGAUGCCAAUGCCUUCCUAAAAGAAAAAAUUGUCAGAGAAAGAGUUGAAGUUGUUUCUUAUGGUGAAAAAGUCCAGCCUCUCGACAAAACACAUCCAAAUUGGCAUGACAGGAAACUGUUGACCUACAAGGACAACAAUGUUCUGUUAGAGGGGCUGAUUCAAGCACAAAUUUUAACCAAUACAGUUCAAAUACAAGAAGGUCUUCCAGCCAAAUAUGAGUUGCCAGAAAUUAAGAAGGAACUUAACAGAAGGAUCAAGGAAGUUAUAUUAGGAGCUCACAUAUUGGAUGCCGAACAGAAAAAAUUACCCAAACUGUUUGAUCCAUUAAGGCCUGCAUUUAAUUUUCCAAGGGUUUAUGGUGUAACACAAAAUAGGGUAUUCAAAUUACUUGUCAGCAGGCUUUUAAACCUAGUUGAAACAACCUCAGACAUAAAUGUGACUAGGCAAAGGUAUUUAGCUGACAAUUUAUACUUUUCAUAUCCCUUUGAAAGAAAUGGGGAUUUAAUUCAAUUUCAACUGCAAGGAGAUACAGUUUUAUUAGCGAAAAAUCCGUUAGCACCAAUUACAAGGCAGCCUAUUAAUGAACUGGACCUACCUGACAUUUUCCCCAUUAAACCAACAGUUACUCUUAACGAAGAAAAUAUUUAUGUUGUGGAGAACAUUUAUCCUGUUAAAAAAAAUGCACCCAAGUACCACCCUCAUACAUUAUUUAUAAACUAUGACAAGGAAUUUGUAAGAAAUAUAUUUGAGGAGGAGGUCACCACAGAACAGAUAUAUGGAAGAACACUUUUAAAAACAUUUACAGCUGCUGCUUCUUACGCGAGGGCACAAUACGGGGAAGACAUUAAAAAGCUUCCACAGCCUGUAACACUACAAGCAGUUCAAACUGACGGGCGAAUAUUUUACUUUGGAGUACUCCAGUUAAACACCUUAGACUUGGAAAGUCCGGAAAUUAAAAAUGUUUGGUAUCAAACUGCUGGAAUCGAUUUAUUCCAGAAAUGUUGCUAUGAGCUCGGAAAGCCUGUAUUAGAAGGUUAUAAUAAGGAAGCUAUAAAGCAUCUCUUUGCUUUUUAUAAUAAUGUGUAGGAAAUAUGAACAAUAUGUUAAGGGCGAUUUUUUGAGUAAUUUUUUAAGUGAAGUUUGUACAAAACCUUUUAUCCAUGGAUAUAGUUAUGGAUAUCUUAUUAGGGAUAUAGUUUAAAAACAAAACCUUUCAACUUUUCAAAGUUUUAUUAAAAUGUUUGUCAAACAGAAGCUCUUUUUAUGGUCUGCAUGCCAGUCAUUGGUAUGUGAGCCGGAUGGUAACAAUUAUCUAGAAGCAAUCUGAAAAAAAAGAUAAAGUUAUUCAUGUCUACAAGAAAUUAAAAGAACUUUUCUUUGUUGUGUA